GUGUUCUGUGGUUCAAUGCCAUUGGCGAGUCCUGCGACUCACGUGACUGCUGUUCGGAUAGCGGCAUGGGUAGCGGGCCAUGAGCUUUUGUGUUCGGCGCGUUUGGCUUUAGUUAGGUGCCAACUGCCACGCUUUUUUAGGCGGUACGACUGAAAGGAAAAAUUGUGGCGUUCUCCACGCGUUUGGCUUGCGAUUUUGUUUGCUUCCCAUCGCCGAUUGCCAUUCUGUGAAGUUUUGCCUCUGUUAUUUGUGUGUUACCGUUGUGUGCAAUGAUGUUUGCUUCAGUAGCCGUUCUAAAUUACUAAUGAAUCGAUUCCUGAUGUUUUUGUGUAGGGGCAACUUAGUGUGGCGGACACUAUAAUUGUUUGAAAGUGUGGCCGUCCUUUCUCCAACAAUGUCGAAAGUGACAGUGACAAAGGAAGAAGCCUUACAUCUCUUGGAACUUGAUGGCACAAGGUGGCACCGUUGAGAAGAACCAUGGGUGUUUCACCUUGAGAGCCAGAGAACUGUAGCACCGCAGAUUGCCUGGCAUUGAACUCCAGGCUCAACCGAGAGAUGUGGACGGCAGCCAAAGUGACCAACCGCUGUACAUGCUUUAAACUCUCUACAAGCAGCAUGAUGUCGUUCACAAACAGCAGGCCCGGCAAAGUUCAGGAGUUUGAUUGACUGUACACCAUGUAUUGCAACUCGAAGCCAAGGCCACUUUGGAGCAGCGUGCCCUCCAUCCUCAACGCAUAUACCAUGUAAAGUAAGAGAGGGCACCUUUGCUUCAGACCUCUGCAUACAGCCACCGGUCUCGUGAUGACACCGUUAAAGCAGGAAACAACGGUAUUUGCUGCAUACAUGCGACGAAGAAGGUCCAUCAGCGACAGACAUACAGAUGCAGUACCAGAAGCUGGCGCUGAAGUGGCACCCAACCAGGCAUCGAGCUAAUUUGCGAUCUAUAGAGAGAUUUGACAGGUUGUGCCGGUCAUAUAUAGUACUCACUGAAGGACGAGAAUCAAUGAGCACCUUACUGUCACAAACUGAAAUGUUGAAUGUGUUUAUCAAGGCCUUUGAGCUGGAAGGUAUGCACUUUGACAAUGAAGCCGUAGCUCAAGAUGCAGCUACGCAGUGCGAGUCAAGGCCUAGUACAAGCACACAGACGUCUUGGAUGAGGCACUCUGCGUCCAAAAGCACUGCUACUGCUUCAGGUGAUGCUAGUGGUUGGGGUGGUGCUAGUGCUUGUGCUGGUGCUACUGCUUCAGGUGAUGCUAGUGCUUGUGCUGGUGCUAGUGCUUCUGCUGGUGCUACUGCUUCUGGUGGUGCUACUGCUGCCACCGUGACAUCUUUAACCGGAAAGAAACCAGCAGCUUCAGAAAAAGCAAAGCAGAAUUUACAAGAAGUUGCAGCUGCUUCUGUUGAAGAAAAGUCACUAGAGAAGAAGAAGAAAAAGAAGUCCUCAAAAAAGAGUAAAAAGCGUCGCCAGCAGCGAGAGAAGCAGCAGUCAAGCAAGUCGUCGUCUAAAAAAGACAGGUCCAGCAGCUCCAGCAGCUCUGAAGAUGAAAAGAAGGAGACAGACGAGGAUGAGGACGAACUGGACCCUAACAGUGCUUUUGUGGCCAUGGCACUUAGCCGAAAGGCCAAAGGAGCAGUACCAAGGCCCACUGUAGCCUCAGGCGGUGUCAUUCCCAAGACACCAAAAAAAUCUGCACAAGAUGUCGUCACUCGGAGCCGGAAGCUGGCCCGUGAAGGAUACGAAAUGUGCAAUCUGGGGCGCCACAAGGAAGCCAUUGAGCUAUUCACUCAGGCCAUAAAGUUGUAUGCACAAGAGCACAGUUAUUUUGGGAACCGGUCAUACUGCUACAGCAUUUUAGGAAAGUAUGACAAGGCCCUGAAGGAUGCUGAGAAGGCGAUCAGCCUGCAGCCCCAGCUAGCUAAGGGCUACUUCCGUCGUGCCAAGGCACAGCUUGGCCUGCAGAAGUACAGCGAAGCUGCAGAAUCAUUCAAGAGGGUGCUUGAAAUUGACCCAUCCUGCCAGGAGGCCCAUAUUGAGUUGCGCAGUGUGCACGUCUUUGAGAUCAUGAGCAUGGGUUUCACAGAGGAGCAGGCUGAGUGGUCCUUGACUCAUGGAAACGAAGAUGUCCAAACAGCCAUCAAUAUACUUUGUGGGCCAGAUGCAGUUGUGCCUGAUGUUAAGAUGAACCCUUGUAACAUGGAUGGCUUUCGCUCUCUCUGGGUUGGCAACAUCAAACCUGAAGUCACUGAGAAGAUGCUCAUUGACCUGUUCCGGCGUUACGGGGAUGUGCACAGCAUUCGAAUCCUGCAUGACCGGCACUGUGCCUUCAUCAACUACGGCAACAAGCUUUCACCUGGAAAAGCCAUGGAGGCUUUGCAAGGCCAUAUACUGUGUGGAUCAGCAAUUCUCAUCCGGUUUCCAGAUAACAACUACCUAGAGAAUGGAUCUAAGAAAGAGCCAGUGACAGUGCUGCGAAAGUCCAGUCUGAAGAUGUCAGCAGAGGAGCAGAAGCCAGCCACCACAUUGAGUGAACCGAAGGUCAAGGUAUCUGGGCCUGUAAAUGGCAAUGAAUGUUACUUCUGGAGAACUACUGGCUGUACCUAUGGUGAUAACUGCUACUAUGACCACAUUCCUAGUCACAAGGGUAUCGACUGGAAAGCACCGCGUAGCACUGGAAAGUUCAAAUGAUGCACAGCUGCUGUUUCUUUGGCUGUGGAAUGUAAAAGUUCACCAUGAAACUGCCUUGCACCGAAGAUGGCUUUGUGACAACAGAAAAUGGCUCCUCCGAUUUUGGGACCAAGUCAUUGGAAUGGCCAAUCAUCCAUCAUGUUUGCUCAUUGUUUGCUUUGUGUGACUGCAACUUCUUUAUUGUUUGUGCAAGUGUGUAUUCUUUUUCCUUCUUCUUUUCUUUGUGAAGCCAAAGGUUUGGCAGUUGCCUUGGGCUGUAACAAGUCUCCUUUGACUGCUGUGCCCCGACUCGCACACCCUGGCUGUGAUAAUGUAGCUAUGUGUAAUUGUGUGCUUUGUUUUAGAUUCUAGAUUCAUGUUUGUUGUGGCUCCUAGUCCCUCUUGAAUUCUUUUUAAUAUUGUGCUACUUCAAUUGCUUUUGUUUCCUGCUCAACUUCACUGUGUAAGGUUGGAUGGUGUGUUACCCUAGAAAAAUUCUUGCAGUUCACAGGGAGUGCUCUGGUUAAGACAAUCAAAUACUCGUGGCCUUUGAUAGUCGAUGCCAAUUUCAGAGCUAAAGUGUGGCGCUGUAUUUAUACAGUUUUCAUCAGCAGUUGGCUUUAAUCUUAAACUUGUGCACCUUGUUUAUACCAAGAGCUGUUAUGACACAGCUGUCCGUUGUGCUUUUGUGCACUGGACCCUGCAAAUGUUCAUUAGGAGCGACCCUGUGUUUGUGCCUUGUUGAGAUGGCAUUUAAGUAACUUCGAGAAGUCUUAUUUUUGUUACAAAAUAAAUGAAACAAUGAAUUUUA
This is a messenger RNA of Dermacentor albipictus, 3476 nucleotides long. RefSeq lists its product as uncharacterized. Gene Ontology annotation, molecular function: RNA binding; protein binding; metal ion binding. The record is from RefSeq and is a predicted model, not a curated record. Lineage: Eukaryota; Metazoa; Arthropoda; Arachnida; Ixodida; Ixodidae.